ACUGCAGAGAGAGAGAGGAGGAGAAGGGGGUGCGCAUUCCCGCAUUGGCUGUGCAGCCAACUCCUGGGCGCUUUGCGGGACUCCAUAGCCGGACAUGGGGUUCAGUUUUGUCACCGUUUUCGUAAAGUGACUCAGAUGAAAAAUCUGUGGAAAGGCACUUCUGAAAGAGGAUAAAUCUCGGUUUAUGUAUAGAACUCAGUCAUCUCCAUCCGAGCGCGUCUGCCAGAAGGUUGAGAGAAAGAGAGAGAAGGGAGCUUUACUGGAAACCCAGACUUUCUCAGUCCUUGGACCCACUUAGCUCUUCCAAGGACUCAGGAAAUCAAGUCACAGAGUUUCAUGCUGAAUACCCCCGCAUUAGCCUGAGGAAAAGUGCCAGUUCUGCACCCUGUGCUACUGCCAAGAACCAGACACAACACAACUUAAUAAAACAACCACGGAUCGCGCACUCAGCAUGUCUAGGGUGUAAGGGGAGCAGCAGGUCUCGAGGCUCCAAUGCCAGUGGACAUGCAGCCACACCAGGGGCUGUAUCACUAUGAGACCUCACCCAGCCAACCCUCCAGAGGCCUAGUCCCAUCAGAACAGUCUCUCUACAGUGAUGUGUCUUCACUGCGUGCCCCACUCCUCAACGGCUCUUCCCAGGACUGCCGCGCUAUGUUUAAUCCCGUCACUCCCUGUAUGACUCAUGGACCAGGACCAGGACAGGGGCUUGGCCACUGCAUGGAUCAAUAUAUGAGGCCCCCUCAGGCCCCCCCUCCACAUAGUAUGAUGGGCCACAGGAGCAUGCUGCCCACAGAGGGUGGUAAUAGCACCCCCUACUGUAACCAGAACAACAUGCUGUCAUCUCACAAUAACUUCUGCCAAGUUCAGCCUGGCUCCGAUCAGAUCGGGUCAGGUGAUGGCUCGAGGUUCUCCACACCCCACUCUAUGCUAAAGCUGAGUAAAAAGAGAGCGCUGUCCAUCUCUCCUCUGUCUGAUGCCAGCGUAGAUCUGCAGACAGUCAUCCGGACAUCACCCAACUCCUUGGUGGCCUUUGUCAACUCCCGCUGCAACCCCAAUGGUGCUAGCUCCUAUGGUCAUCUCUCUGUGAGCGCCAUGAGUCCAUCUCUGGGUUAUUCCAGCAACAUGAACUGCCCAUCCAGGCAACAAGGCUCCAUGUACAGUGGAGGUGGGGGGACACCUCUGGGUGGACACACAUCAGGUCCCUGCCAAGCGUCCCGUCUACCUCCACACCAUCCACGGCUCCACGCUCCGUCCAAGCAUGGACAUCUGAAAACAGAGCCGGGGCUGGGAGGUGUGAUGAAUGGCAUGAAUGUGAAGAGCAUGGAGGAGAGGUCAGAGGGAGAUGUGGCAAGUCCUUCUUCCACUGGCACUCAGGACCCUCUCCUGGGUCUACUUGAUGGCAGAGAUGACUUGGACAAAGAGGAUGGGAAACCUGAACCAGAGGCCAUCUAUGAAACAAACUGUCAUUGGGAAAGCUGUAACAAAGAAUUUGACACACAAGACCAGCUAGUUCAUCACAUCAACAAUGAGCACAUCCAUGGAGAGAAGAAGGAGUUUGUGUGUCACUGUCAGGAAUGCUCUCGAGAACAGAGGCCUGUCAAAGCCCAGUACAUGUUGGUGGUUCAUAUGCGCAGACACACCGGAGAGAAGCCACACAAGUGCACUUUUGAAGGCUGCAACAAGGCCUAUUCGCGCCUGGAAAAUUUAAAGACUCACCUGCGCUCUCACACUGGUGAGAAACCAUAUGUGUGUGAGCAUGAAGGCUGCAACAAGGCCUUCUCCAAUGCUUCAGACCGGGCCAAGCAUCAGAACCGAACUCAUUCCAAUGAGAAACCGUAUGUAUGUAAAAUCCCCGGCUGCACUAAACGAUACACAGAUCCCAGCUCACUGCGUAAACAUGUAAAGACAGUGCACGGCCCUGAAGCCCACAUCACCAAGAAGCAUCGUGGAGACACAGGACCUCGACCCCCUGGCUCAGCCAUGACCCCUGGAAGUCAGAACUCUGAACUGCUGCUGGAGAAAGAGGAGACACGCAGGGAGGACUGCAAACUCCUGGCUCCUGAGAACGCUCUCAAAUCCCAGCCAAGCCCUGGUGGUCAAUCAUCCUGCAGCAGUGAACGUUCUCCACUGGGGAGCGCCAACAACAAUGACAGUGGGGUGGAGAUGAACUUAAAUGCAGCGGGCAGCUUGGAGGAUCUCACAGCACUGGAGGAUGGAGUAGGAGGUGGCGGAGGAGGGGAGCCUGUAAGUGGAGGAGGAACAAUGGGAAUGUCAGCACAGGCUUUGAAGAGGCUGGAGAACCUGAAGAUUGACAAACUUAAGCAAAUUCAUAGGCCAAGCCCUCCCAGCCGCUGUGUCAACAACAAGCUACCUACACUUCCUGGUUCAGGGGAGAAUAUGGGAAUGUGUACACCUUCUCCGCUCCUAUCAAAUCGCCGUGUUAUGGAGUUGGCCAACCAUGAGUUAGGAGGUGGAUGCGCUACUAAUGACAGAAGAGGCAGUGGCACCAGCAGCCUGAGCUCUGCAUAUACUGUCAGCCGUCGCUCCUCCAUGGUGUCCCCUUACCUGUCCAGUCGGCGCUCCAGUGAGGUCUCGCAAAUGGGAGGAACAGGAAGGGGAGGAUGUCACUUUGUUGGCCCAGAGCAGAGUGGGGGAGACCCCCUCUCUCCUGAGACCAAUCGCAGAGCAGCUUCAUGUUCUGGAGGGGGAGGAUUGCCAGGUCUUCCUAAUUUAACACCAGCCCAGCAAUACAGUUUAAAGGCCAAAUAUGCUGCAGCAACUGGUGGGCCACCACCUACUCCUUUACCCAAUAUGGAGCAGCCGGGAACUCCAGGCAGAAGAGGAGGUGUUUUGAGUGAGCUCCAGGGUCAGCCGCUGCCUCCUUUCCUUCAACUAGGUGGCCCACGUAGACACAGUGCCAACACAGAGUAUGGCACUGGUGUUAUGUACCCUCACCAAGUUCCAGGUAAUAGCAGCAGAAGAGCCAGUGACCCAGUUCAUUCAGCAGCAGAUCCACAAGCUCUCCCAAAACGCUUCAAUAGCCUUAAUAAUGUAGCUAUGAUGGGCAGAAGGAAUGCACUACACCGUGGCUCUGACACCAGUCUUACCCGACACAUUUACUCCCCCCGACCGCCUAGCAUUACAGAGAAUGUAAUGAUGGAGGCUAUAAGUAUGGAACCCCACCUUGCCCCUGUUCAUGCCAGGGAUCGAGCCAUGAUGAUGUCCUGUGGAGAAAGAAGCUUCACAGGAUACCAGCAACAGCAUCAAAAUCUUGCAGGAGUUGGAGGUGGAGGUCCUCUUUCAAAUCAGCUGUCCCCAAACCAUGACUCUCUGGGCUGUCCAGACCAGAGUUAUAUGCAAGGACACUACCAGAACCAAGGAGAGGAAGUCAAUUCUAGGGCUGGUGGAAAUCCAAUGGGCCAGUCACGGUCUGUUCAGCCAGAGGGCACAUGUACUACCCUUCUCCAGCAGGCUGAGUACAGUAUGAGCACCUGCCAGCUGAGUCCCUCAGGCCCCCAUUAUCCUAACAUAGGCCAUGGUGGUGAUACUGGAAGCCCAUGGAGUGACACCCACUGCCAAGUCCAGACUUCUAGCCGUGCUCUCCAGAACCAACAGGGAAUGCAAUACUCAGAUCCCAGCCUGCAGCCUCAACAGACACAGGCCCACUUCAGCAAUCAGACAGGUCUUUAUAAUAGUCCUGAUGGAACACAUAAGCUCAUCAUCAAGCCUGAGCAGCAGUUCCACCCUGGGAUGGGAGGUGGAAAUGCCUGUCAAAGUACAAAGCUCCAACAGCAGCGUAUGCUCCUCCAGCAGACUCAAGAUUACCCACAACAUGUAGGUCAGGUUAUGACAAGGAGCUCUAAUAAUCCCAGCUGUGACUUUCAAGGACAGAACCAAACCUCUUUCCCCAGAGGGGGUGGUUGGAAUUCAGGCUGGAUACAGGCAAAGGAGAUGAUGGUGAGAAAUUAUGUACAGUCCCAGCAAGCACUCAUGUGGGAGCAGCAACAAGAACAGCAACAGCAGAGUGGAAUUAAACCUCCUCCUCCUUCUGACAAUGUGGAUAUGAGUGGCCAGACAGCACUGAUACAGCACAGUCCACAGCACCAAAACCAGAAUCUUCACUCCAGCCAGCCCUAUCUUUCUUACCCAAACCAGAACCUGGUUACAAGCACUCCAACCCACUGCCGAGGGCCCAGCUCUGUGACACCUAAAGACCAGCAGCUGACAGGUCUUCAAAGCUCAUGCUAUGGCCAGGAGAUGGUGGUCCCCAGGCCUCCUCAGGGACCAAAACCUCUCAGCCGCCAGAACAGCCUUUCACAGGUGGGAGGAGGCUACCUGGGCAGCCCAGACCACCUCAGCCCUGUCCACUCUAUUUCCAGCCCCAGACGAGGGGUCAGACUGCCUCCAGUCCAGCAUCCACAACACCCGCAAAACGAAAUGCUUUCUCCUUCUAAUAACAACAAUAUUUACUACUCUGGUCAGAUCAAUAUGGCUAUGGAGAAAUAUAUGGCCUCCCAAAAUGGGCCUUGUAUCAAACAGCAGCAUAGUAUGGCAUCCAACCUAGACCCAACAGGUGGCAAUAAGUCUGACUCCAUGGCUCCCAAUCCUGAUUCUGGCCCCAUCUCUAAUGCCUUAGAAAACCUGGACCUAGACAAUGCCCGCAUAGACUUCACCUCCAUCAUCGAUGAUGCUGAGUCUUCUUCAUUCAGCCCAGUCAAUAAUCCCCUCCAGGGUCAGCUAGGGUCUUCCUCCCAGGCCUCUUCCUGCCUCACCACCCCUCAAACAUCAAUCAGCCUACCUGCAGGCUCUGGCCUGUCCAACAUGGCUGUCGGUGACAUGACGUCCAUGCUUACCUCACUGGCUGGAGAGAAUAAAUACCUGAACACACCAUCUUAGAAGAGGACUCUUGGGCAGCUCAACAUAUAUUUAGGUUAACAAUUAAAAAGGAGGCCUUGACCAGGAUUUAACGUAAUUCUUAAGUCCUGUCGCUUAUAGGUUAGUAAAAGUAAGACAGACAAACUUUUGAAUACAACAUUUCAUGUAAUGGAUCAUUAGUCUGGGCUGUUUUAUACGCUGCCAUAAGCCUUGUACAUAAAUCCAACAUAUGACUCCUUGUUCGAGCGAGCAUCCUGAACUGGCAAAGGGUCUGUUGUUACCGGGUACACAAGUAACAGGAAUGAUGGCAUGUUGUAGUGUGUUUUGGUUGUAACUUGAGACUAAGCUAGUAAUGUGGUCCUACCACAGGUUCAAAAUUGUAAGAACUUCCACACAAAAUCUUAAACCAAAGGUGCCUGAUCAACCUGCCUUUCUGUGUUCUUCCAUUGCUGCCUUGGUACUUGUUAUAUUUCUCUGUCCUAUGGUAAUACACAGAGCAAAAUGCCUGAUAUGAAGUUCAUACUUUU
Monopterus albus (swamp eel) is the source of this 5402-nucleotide messenger RNA. RefSeq names its product GLI family zinc finger 1 (gene gli1). Bases 493 to 4896 code for a protein of 1467 amino acids. Lineage: Eukaryota; Metazoa; Chordata; Actinopteri; Synbranchiformes; Synbranchidae. The record is from RefSeq and is a predicted model, not a curated record. Gene Ontology annotation, molecular function: DNA-binding transcription factor activity, RNA polymerase II-specific; RNA polymerase II cis-regulatory region sequence-specific DNA binding. Gene Ontology annotation, cellular component: nucleus. Gene Ontology annotation, biological process: regulation of transcription by RNA polymerase II; smoothened signaling pathway. The transcript is spliced from 14 exons.